AUGGCGUCGCGGCGCGAGAAUCGGAUGGCAGCUGCGCAGAACGAUGCGCUCAUGGAGUUUGAGAAUUUCAAGAAGAAAUAUCUGCUCGUGAACAAGCAUGUUACCAAACUCAACUCGACGCUGUCCGUCCGGGUCGAAGAGCUCAAUGACCAGCUCGCCAUGCUCCAGCUUGAAAAUAUCCGCCUCCGUAGCGCCAACAUUAGCUUGUCGGCCCAGUUGAAGCGAGAAAGGCAGCUAAAGGGGCGAGGCUCGGAUCCCAAGACCGUAGCCUUAAUUGAUGCGGCAACGACCGAAGCAUUGCGACAAUUGACAGCGAUCAGAAACGCCCUCGUCAAUGGCAAUAGCGGCCAACAAUCACCUCCCACACGCUCUAUCCCAACACCUCCUUCAACAAGCCCCGCGGCACGUAUUGUGGGGCCUGUACAUCCCGGUCAGAAUACCCGUAUCCCUGUGGCGCGAGCUCCUGAAUUUCCACCGCUCGUUGAAAGCUCUGAAUCGGCUCGUAGCGCUAAGAGUAGGAGACGUAGUUCAGGAGGCAUGACGACAGAUGAAGAAGACGCCGAAGCGGAACCUCGGAUUACUAAGAGGACUAGUCACGGAAUACCCACGCCCUCAUACCUGGAAUCUGAAUCGGAGGCUGAACUUGAGUCUAAAGGUCGCCGACGGGCUGGAAGGCAGUCUGCGCUCUUGGCUCGAAAUUCGGUGGUAGAAGAGGAUACGGCCAGAGACAAGAGUCCCGUUGAGCUAACUGUGGAGGUACCUGUCAAGACAAAGUUCAAAUCUACUCCCGCCGUCACAGAAUCUAAACGUAGCAAGCGAAAAUUGGUCGAGAGUGAACCAGACGAUGCGAUCAAGUCCGUUGGAGUCAUAGUUGAUCUUCCUGACGAAGAGGAGGAUUUCAAACCUCAGCACACACGUCCCCGGGCAGUGAACAAGCUGCAGGAUGUGACAAACUCUCCAAGGAAGACUGUUGGAAGGGCUAGAGAAAAGGGGAAAAUCGUCGAGGAUGAUGAUGAGGAACCUGUCAUGAUAGGUGCAUAUAUGGGCACUCCUGCUAUCAACAAGACACAAUUACCCGAGCACGACCGUUUAUACCCACUGUGGCUCCGCCCUCAGGUCGUCUCACUCCAACGGCGUGAACGACGAGCAAGGAAGAGCGUUAAUUAUGCGGAACCCAAACUUAAUACUAAAAUGCGCAAACCGGCACCCGAUGCCACCUCCUACGGCCGCUUCUCCCUUCCUACCUCUAAACCUCGCAUCUCAACUUCCAUCCCACGAGAAUCUUCACCCCCUCCUGAAUCGCCAAUGCCCCCACUUCUCGACCCUGAGACCAAAGUUGAUGAUGGAGUGACAGUCCGAGCUAGACGACGAAGACCUACUAGCAGUGUUAUUACGGAUGACGACGAUGGCGCGGAGGGAUUAGAUGCAGAUGAUGAUUUAUCCCUGGUCUUGUGA
Messenger RNA from Rhizoctonia solani, 1455 nucleotides. RefSeq lists its product as uncharacterized. Gene Ontology annotation, cellular component: chromosome, centromeric region; nucleus. Lineage: Eukaryota; Fungi; Basidiomycota; Agaricomycetes; Cantharellales; Ceratobasidiaceae. The transcript has 6 exons. Gene Ontology annotation, biological process: meiotic chromosome segregation. Bases 1 to 1455 code for a protein of 484 amino acids. The record is from RefSeq and is a predicted model, not a curated record.